Chara braunii is the source of this 1053-nucleotide messenger RNA. NCBI's taxonomy places the organism in Eukaryota, Viridiplantae, Streptophyta, Charophyceae, Charales, Characeae. The record is from the annotation of a GenBank genome assembly.
GCGUUUAUGAAUUCAUGGCAUCAGAACAGGAGGCAAGGCAGGAGGCCAUCAGAGAGAAGGAGAGGAUGCUCAAGGAAGAGGAGGACAGAAAGAAGGCCAAGGAAGCUGAGGACAAGGCUCUUCGUAAGCUUAAGGAGAGGCAAGAUUUCGAAGAAAGAAUUGGGGCGAUAGUUGGUACGAAGAUUAACGAUGCUUGCGAGAUCUUCCUUGGCAAAACGGACAAAGACAGGAUUUCGCCAACUGAUCCUGCAAGAGCUCGUGGAGUUCAACUAAGAGGGCGUGCUACGGUGGAUGUGGAGAAAGAACAGUUGGAGAAGCAGAUUGAAGUCGUGAGACGCGAGCACGAAUGUAUUAAGAAGCAUAUGGAGGAGUUGACCAGAACUCUAAAACAGACUAGCGCAGGGACGAAGAGAGCGGGAUCAGGUGUCUGCAUUACAAGUCCUCCAGAGGCGCCUGCCAGAGGGAAGGCGCGUGUAUUGGGUACGGGAACAACAACAUCCAGUGAGUUCCAGAAGCUCCUCAGAGCUUACAAUUUGAUGAAGGAGGAGAAGCGAAUGGCUGAUAUUGAAGUACAGGCUCUGAGGGAUCGUUUUGAGAAGGCAAUGGCAAAAUUACGCGGCGACGAUCAAGGCCAGACUGAGGAAGGGUUGGAUGACUUAACGUUGAGACCUUCACCGCCGAAGAGAACGUCGGACAGGCUUGCUUCCAAGGCCGCGAUCACUGAGAGAAACGAGUUUAUCAAAGAGACGAAGAAGUACCUAAAGAGGCUGAAGAAGCAUGGUCUUCAAAUCCUAUGCGGUAAGGAAGGUAUCAGCUUCGUCACCUGUGAACAGGCGAUCAAUGAGUUAGCAGAGCUUCGUGCGUCUCUCCCCUUCGAUUUUCGACCAGUCGCCAGAGACAACUGCAAGAGUACUCGCGCCCAGCAGGAUUCAGCGGCAGAGGAGAUACGUGAUGAUACGGAGGUAGGUACGGAUGUGCAGGAAACGCAGCAUAUCGAUGCCGACGAUGACGAACAGCUUGGAGAGGAAUAGGGACUCUGCCCAAGCGGACGAG